Molecule: messenger RNA, 1274 nt
Organism: Nicotiana tabacum (common tobacco)
Lineage: Eukaryota; Viridiplantae; Streptophyta; Magnoliopsida; Solanales; Solanaceae
Product: histone-lysine N-methyltransferase ATXR4
Cellular component (GO): nucleus
Molecular function (GO): protein binding
Source: RefSeq, a predicted model, not a curated record
AAAAAAAGAAAAAGUUCGGGGUUUAGAGGUAAAAUUUACAAAUCCAAUUUGGGUCAGCACUCAGAAGUAGCGGCAAUGUUACCAUUACUCCGUCGGAUGUCCAAUAUUCAUAUUCAUACGAGGAGGAAAAACCCGUUCCUCUCAAUUUGUAAUGGCUACGCAAAUGAGUCAAGCCCGAGUCGACUCGCUUCGCCGCCUCCGAUCCAAGUCGGGUUCACCGAGUCAGCCGGUCGAGGUGUGUUUGCCUCUCGGAGAAUCGGCUCCGGCGAACUCAUCCACACUGCCAAACCCAUCGUCUCUCACCCUUCUCUUUCUUCACUUCAUAGCGUCUGUUAUUUCUGCCUCAAGAAGCUUCAAUUCAAGAACCAAACUGAAGCGUCAAAUAUUCCGUUUUGUAGUGAUGAAUGUAGAGAAGAUUCCAAGAUCUUCUAUGAGACUGAAAAGCAAGCAGAUUGGUCAGCUAUUCAUGAAUACUGUCGAACUCAGGGCCUAAAGUAUCCACUUCUAGUAAAGAGAUUGGCUUGCAUGAUUAUAUCUGGAGCUUCCACUCCUGAAACUUUUGACAUACUUCAGCCAGCAACGUUAUCUUCCGGAAUGAUUUUACUGAUGGAGAAGGAAUAUCAGCUGCUGAGAAGCACAUUUGAAGAUGCAGGGUUCACAGAUGAGCAGAUUGCAUUUUUGACAAAGCAAUGGUAUAUUGAUGUAUUGGCACGGAUCCGUAUUAAUUCUUUUCGGAUUGAAUUGGCCUUGGGAUCGUAUGAAGAUAUCCUUUUGUCAGCAGCAGCAUCAGUAGACGCAGAGGCUGCUGUUGGAAAUGCUAUUUAUAUACUACCGUCAUUUUAUAAUCAUGACUGCGAUCCCAAUAUACACAUUCUGUGGAUAGAAAGUGUGAACGCAAAAUUGAAGGCACUUCGUGAUAUUGAAGCAGGAGAAGAGUUGCGGAUAUGCUACAUCGAUGCAAGCAUGGAUCAUAAUGCUCGGCAAGCUAUCCUUUCUGAAGGAUUCGGUUUCCAUUGCAAAUGUGCUCGAUGUAUGUCUACUGACUAGAAAAUUGCACUUCUAGUUUGUCUGCAUUCCAUUCAGUUCUUUAGGGAACACACUCAACUCAGUUUCUAGUUUUCCUACAGCUUCCAGAAGAACAAUGUCUAAUCUAGGACCAUGAUAUUCAAAAGAAUGAUCAGGGCAUGUAUUUUUAUUUUGUAAUCGACAAAUCCCAGAGGGCUUGUGAUGCAUUUUUCAUGGAUAAUGAGCCAGCAUUGUCCACUUAAAUAUCA